This is a messenger RNA of Thecamonas trahens ATCC 50062, 2655 nucleotides long. RefSeq names its product long-chain-fatty-acid-CoA ligase ACSBG2. Lineage: Eukaryota; Apusomonadida; Apusomonadidae. The record is from RefSeq and is a predicted model, not a curated record. The transcript has 2 exons. Gene Ontology annotation, cellular component: membrane; endoplasmic reticulum. Bases 1 to 2616 code for a protein of 871 amino acids. Gene Ontology annotation, molecular function: long-chain fatty acid-CoA ligase activity.
AUGGAGCGCGGCAGGGGGCUGCGGCUGGAAGGCUGGCGAGGGAACGACGGGCAUCCGCAAGGAGCCGAGGACGCAGAAGCUGCCGAGCAGCAGGAAGAGGCGCAGGGCGACGCUUCGUCGGUGGCUGGAGGCUCGACAACUGGCAUGGAGCCAAGCUCGAGCUCGAGCUCAAGUUCAAGAUCGAGCUCAAAGUCUAGCUCAAGUUCGAGCUCGAGUGGGAUAGGCUCGUCGAGCUCGAGCGGCAUGGCCGGGCCAUCCGGGGGAGUGGGGCGGAGGAGGAGGAAGAAGAAGAAGGCGAGCGGGCUGCGGUCGCGGCGGGCGGUGAAGCGCAAGGUGGCGCGAUCGACAGAGUCUUCAGACUCUGAGGGCUCUGUGGAUGGGCGAUACCUUGGUUCGGGUGCGUCUGUGGUGGAGCUGGUGCGGGGCGGCGGCGGCGGCGAGGGGAGCACGGCCGGCGAGGCGGAUGUAGAGGCCGGGGCCGGCUCGGACGGGCUCGAUCCGGGAGAGCUCCUCCACAAGGCGCUGUGGACAAACAAGCCGCGGGAGGCGGUGUCUAUUUUCUGGAACAAGUACAACAGUGAGACCGACGACCCCAACGCGUUGCGGCCUAUGACGCUGAUGGAACAGUUCCGCGAGAUGCAGGCUGAGCUUACGGUGUAUCCAGCGAUGCGGCAGAAGAAGAGCGCGGUGGAGUGGGCGACGGUGACAUGGCGUGGGUACUACCUGCAGGCGAAGCGAGUGGCACGGUCGCUGAUGAAGAUGGGGAUCAAGGCCGGGAUGCGUGUGGGCAUUUUUGCGGCCAACUCGCCGCAGUGGUGCAUGGCGUUUCUCGGCUCGGUCAUGGUUGCCGGCAUUCCUGUGGGCAUUCACGACGCGUUUGACGAGGGUUCAAUUGGGCACAUUCUCCGGCACGCGUCGAUCACGGUGCUGUUCAUUGGUGGGCAGACGGAGCUAGAGGUCCUUGUCUCUGUCCUGCGGCAGACGAAGUACUCGAAGCUAUUUGCGGUGGUCUCGUUCACGGCGCUCCGCGAUGACUCUGCGCGGUACCUCCGCAACGCCGGCAUCUAUCCAUUUGUUUUUGACGAGUUUGUGCUCCUCGCCGGAACCGACGAGUCGAUGCUGCAGCGGCUGGUGCGGCGGCGGCAGGCCGAGGUCGAGCCGGGCAUGUGCGCCACGAUUGUGUACACGCCCGGAGCGUCGUCGGCGCCAAAGGGCUGCAUGCUCUCGCACGACAACCUGCUGUGGGCGGGAACGAUUCUCUCGGGCAUGCUCGGCGCGAGCGGGUCGGACAAGGCGGUCUCGUUCAUGUCGCUCUCGUCGGUCUACGGCCUGCUCGUCGACCUUGUGGUGCCGCUUGUCACUGGGCAUGCUGUCUCGUUUGUCACCAAGACUGCGCUCAAGGGCUCUCUCGGCGACGUGCUCCGCGAGGUGGGGCCGUCGUUCUUUGUGGGCAUGCCGCACAUCUUUGAGCGGCUCCGCGAUCGGUUCGAGGAGUUUGAGUACACUCACUCGGGUUGGGGCGCGCGGAAUCGGAUGCUGGCGUGGGCGCGGCGGAAAGGCCUCGCGGCAACGUACGCGGCUCAGCGCGGCGAGUCGAUGCCGUGGGGCUACACGCUCGCGCGGCUGACGACCUUUCUCCCGUUCCGGCAGCGAAUCGGGCUGCAGAACGCGCGAAUUGUGGUCUCGAUGGGCUCGCACAUCUCGGUCGACACGCUCGAGUUUUUCCAGUCGCUCGGCCUGCAGAUCUACGUCUCGUACGGCAUGACCGAGUGCACCGGCGUCUCGACGCUCUCAUUGCCCGGAGCAUGUCUGACUGGGACGGUCGGGCGGCGGCUGCUUGGGACGGGCGUGUCGACGCGCGAUGACCGGCGCGAGCUCAUCACCGCCUCGGGCGUGCCGCUCGAGCAGGAGGCCGGCGAGGGCCCGAUCCGGGUCUACGGGCGCAACGUAUUUAUGGGCUACUUUCGCAUGCGCAAGCACGACCAGGCACCGCUCUUCGACUCGGCCGGCUGGUUCGAGACCGGCGACUUUGGGCGGUUCGAGGGAGGCUUUCUGCACGUCGACGGCAAGGUCGAGGACGUGGUGACGCUCGCGGACGGGACCGCGCUCGCGCCAAUAGCGGUGGAGGCCAAGCUCGUCGACGCCAUUCCGGGCAUCGAGCAUGCCUUUGUCUACGGCGAGAACAAGGCCCAUCUCGUUGCACUCUUUACUCCCGAGACCAAGCUCAACCGACAGACCGGCGAGGCGACGACCCGCAUCGACUCGGGCAUUCUCCGCUGGAUCUACGAGAGCGGGCAGAGGAGGCUCGACGACGACGUCGAGUCUGCCGCCGAGCUCGACCUCCUCGAGCUGCAGGCUGCCAUGCUCGCCGACGUCGACGCCACAGCCCGCAUCACUGUCGCCGAAGUCAUCGCGCAUCCGGAUGUCAUCCGCUACGUCCAAACACGGGUCGACGCGUACAACGACGCCGCGCCCCAAGCCGUCCAGAUCCACCGGUGGGCCUUUACCCCGGCGCCGUUCACCGUCUACUCGGGCGAACUCGACGUGGCGUACAAGCUCCGCCGCGACGUUGUCAUUGCCGUCUAUGCUGAGCUGUUGCACUCGCUGUACGAGUGAGGCACAUCAUUGAAUGUAUGCGCCCAGUGCGCCGUGGCC